GGUCCCGCCAGCGCCCCGCGUGCCGGGCGGCCCGCACCGCGCCGCGCCGCGGCCAUGCCGCCCCGGGGGGGCUGAGGCGUCCCCAUGGCCGAGCCGGGCGCCUGGAGAACGAGCCGGGCGCAUGGAGAACUUCCGUAAGGUGCGCUCGGAGGAGGCGCCGGCGGGGAGCGGGGCCGAGGGGGGCGGCGCGGCCCCGGGGCCCUUCGCCGACCUGGCGCCGGGCGCCGUGCACAUGCGGGUCAAGGAGGGGAGCAAGAUCCGCAACCUGCUGGCCUUCGCCACCGCCAGCAUGGCGCAGCCGGCCACGCGCGCCAUCGUCUUCAGCGGCUGCGGCCGGGCGACCACCAAGACCGUCACGUGCGCCGAGAUCCUCAAGCGCCGCCAGGCCGGCCUGCACCAGGUCACGCGGCUGCGCUACCGGAGCGUGCGCGAGGUGUGGCAGAGCCUCCCGCCCGGGCCCGCGCGGGCCCCGGCCGCCGCGCCCGCCGCCAGCCUCAGCGUGCUCAAGAACGUGCCCAGCCUCGCCAUCCUACUUUCCAAGGACGCGCUGGACCCGCGGCAGCCGGGCUACCAGCCCCCCGGCCCCGACCCCGCACCUUCGGCCGCGCCCGCCGCCGCGCAGACGACCUCCAAAAGGAGCCUCGGGGACCCCGCCGCCGGGGGCGGCGCCGCCAAGCGCUCGCAGCCCGGGCCCGGGGCGGGGGACGCGGGCCACGCGGGCCGGACUGCCUGAGAUGAGUACUCCCCGUCCCGGGCCUUCGACCCACCGAUCCCCCCCCCCCCCGCCCCACGCACGCACCUUCCGCCUCUCAUACCCGGGCUCCCCCAGGGGCCCGCAGCCUGGACACAAACUUCUCGGACUGGGGGUGUGGACCUCUCCCCCCCCCCACCAAGGCCACGAGAGAGGGGCCCCAGGAGAAGCAGGAUGACAACCCAGAGAAACUUCCAGGGCUGUGCUGGCCGAAGAGACAAGCUUGUCACUCCUCCU
This is a messenger RNA of Perognathus longimembris pacificus (Pacific pocket mouse), 988 nucleotides long. RefSeq names its product ribonuclease P and MRP subunit p25 (gene Rpp25). Gene Ontology annotation, biological process: tRNA 5'-leader removal. Gene Ontology annotation, cellular component: ribonuclease MRP complex. Bases 122 to 733 code for a protein of 203 amino acids. Gene Ontology annotation, molecular function: RNA binding. The transcript has a single exon. The record is from RefSeq and is a predicted model, not a curated record. Lineage: Eukaryota; Metazoa; Chordata; Mammalia; Rodentia; Heteromyidae.